Molecule: messenger RNA, 1116 nt
Organism: Coregonus sp. 'balchen'
Lineage: Eukaryota; Metazoa; Chordata; Actinopteri; Salmoniformes; Salmonidae
Source: the annotation of a GenBank genome assembly
AUGGGAACAAGGGAACCGUUGACGAGACAGUUGACCCCUCAGAAAAGGUUGACGGCCAUGUCUGAGAACUCACUGCGAAUCAAAGAGGCAGCAAGACUGACUACUUUAAACAAUAAAAGUGCAUACAAAGUGAAACAACGGACGGAAUUGCAGGAGAAGUUAAAGACUCUCACUGAGGCAUACUUACAGGUAGAUGAGGACCUCAGCAUUGUGUCCCUGUCGGUUGUCCUCCAAUUUGCCAGGUCAGAACUUCAAAAGGCAGCUCCUGGGUGCUAUCCGACCACUUGAACAAAGUGAAUAAAGACUGUCAAAAAUGUGUAAACAUCGCUUAUACGGCAGCCGAAUUCCACAGACGUCCGAGGAGGCCCAAGAAAGAUGAGACUGCUGCAGAAUCGUUUUUUGAAAACGUCAAAGCCGCUACAAAGAGCGUUGAAGACUGUUUCAACUACAUUCGCAACCCUCGUGCUCGGGUUAACCUGAGGUCCAUCAAUAAUCAUCUGUCCUUCUAGAUCUCAGACAUAGUGAGCUGAGCCAGGCUGGUAGUGGAGACCCAUUGUAUCACUCAGUCUGGAGAUCCAGAUACAGAUGGUCGGCCAAGGGCUCGCUAUAUAGUCUAAGAGAUCUAUAAGGUGGAUGGGCUAUACCAGGAAGGAACACGUUUUUUUUUUUAGCUUUGUUCAUCGUUGUCUGUCUUUUGGUAGAGUUUUUAGCUGUGUUGUCUACAGUCCCCCUUGUUUUUAUUAUUUUAAUCACACACUGUAGUACUUUGAGAUUGUUAUAAUGAAAAUCACGGUAGAGCAUGGCGCUUGCAACGCAAGGGUUGUAGGUUCGAUUCCCACGGGGGGCAAGUAUGAAACAUUUAUGCACUCACUAAUUGGAAGUCGCUCUGGAUAAGAGCGUCUGCUAAAUAACUAAAAUGUAAAUAUAUCAAAGUUGGUCUGCAGUGUGGAACUCCAGGGGAUUCCAAAGAAGGGAUGACUGCGACCACUCUUUUUUUCUAUUCUGAAGAGGGUUGAUUACCAACCAGACAUUGCCCCCUGGCAGACAACCAAUUCAGAGAAUAUAAAUACCACAGAACAGAAUGCCAGUAUCUGUGCUGCAAUGCCCAAAUAUUAA